GAUCAAAAUGGAACAAAUCGAUAGCUAAUUAAAAUACGCACCGCACAGCGCGUGGUCUUGUAUAGCUGUAUAAGCUAUACUAUAGCAUAUAAUGGCUCCAUUGGUGUCGAAACUGACAAACAAAACAUUGAGGUUAUUGCGCUGUUUUCGAGUCAACAAUUAAUUGUAGGACAAUGAUGCCAUUUUACAACCACCUGGCCGAAUAAGUUAAAGUUUCCAAUGUAUUUAAGUGUUCUUACCUUUAUAGACGGUACGUUACGAAAACAAUAAUUUCACGGUUAUUGUUUCCGUAACUAGAGAUUUCAGAGGACUUGGAGGGUAGGAAGGGUGAUUGUACUUGAUCAAGAUGAGACCACUAACAGCCAAACAAAUUCAACGCGUGGAAAAGAAGAAAAAGAAAAUGGCAGCCUUCUUAGAAAUUGCUAAGUUGAAUGACAAUGAUAGAGCAAAGGCUGCCAAACAUAACAAAGGAAAGAAUCUUGAAGCAAUGGACGUAGAGGAUUGUCUCAGCGAACCUUCAUCAUCACCUGAAGGACCAUCCAGAAAACGCCAUAAAAAGGGUGUUAACUUGCAGCAUGGUGACUCAAAUGACAAACAUGGUGAUUCAAGUGACAUACAUGGUGAUAGUAAUGUUAAAUGUGGUGAUGGAAAGGAAAAGCAUGGUGAUAUGAAAGACAAUCAUGGUGAUACCUGCACUAUUUCAUAUGAACAAAAGAUUAUAGAAGAGAACUCUAUGGAAGUGGAAGGAAUGGAAUCUGGUGAAUUUUCUGGAAGCGCUCUAAACAUUUGUUCAGAACAUGAAGGAAGCUUUUGUGAUAAACAGUGCAAUACUAAUGUGGAACUUACUUCCAGUUCCAAAAAUAAGAAGAAAAAAGUUAGUGAGACUUAUGCAGAACUUAAAAAUGAGCUGAGGGAAAGAAGAAGUCGUUCAAAGAAUAUACCAUCUCUUCGACUGAAGACUGUAGGUGAAUUGGCUUCUUUAUCUAUGAAAGAAGAAGCACGAACUCCAUUACUUCUGAGUGAUAUUCAGUACAUCUUAAUGUAUGCUCUGUUGGGUCAGCAAGCUCCAGUUUGGCCUUUGCGAUGGUGUAUAUUGGAGAAACAGGCUCGAUUGAGCCAUAUAAUUGUUUUUGUUAUGGAAGGAGUUUCACUUUAUGAUUUUUUUAGUCAUUCCUCCUCGUUUCAUUUCAUAAACAGCACUCUUGAAAAUCAAUUGGAAGUAAUUAUGCCUGCUUCUUACAAUGGUAGUUUAGUUGAAGAGCUAAUUUCUGUUCCAUUAACUGGAAUAUGCAAAGAGAGACUUAUACAGAAGCAUGGGAGUUUGGAUGCAGCUGUAAGGGCCAAUGGAGAUGUGUAUAAAGCACUGAGAGCUUUUUUUCCAAUUGAAAGUUCAGAAGAUGAAAAAGAUCCAGAUCUUCCUUCUUCUGACUCAUUUUCUCGAACAAAACUGCUCCUUUCUGUGUCUCAGCUGAUAGAACAGAAUUACCCAGUUCCAAUGAAAGGUGAAUUACAAGAUAGGUAUUCCGAUUUUUUAUUGACCAAAGACUACUAUAAGAAUGUAACACCAUCUUCGCCAAUGUUUGGACUGGAUUGUGAAAUGUGUAGAACUACUACAGGAGAUCUGGAAGUGACUCGAAUAUCUAUUGUGAAUGAAAAACUGGAGGUUGUUUAUGAGAGCUUUGUGAAACCCUACAACCGGAUUACAGACUACCUGACUCGGUUCUCUGGAAUCACAAAACAAACCCUGGCUGAAGUCACAGUUAGAUUGGAAGAUGUUCAAAGAGAUCUGAGAAAUAUUUUACCACCUGAUGCUAUUCUUGUGGGUCAGUCAUUAAAUGCUGAUUUGCAAGCUUUAAAGAUGAUGCAUCCAUUUGUGAUUGACACAAGUGUCAUAUACAAUAUAACAGGGGAACGUAAUCGGAAGAGCAAACUGUCAAUGCUAUCACACAAAUUUCUCCUUGAAGAUAUCCAGAACGGUAAUCAUGGGCACUGUCCAGUGGAGGACAGUUGUGCUUGUAUCAAGUUGACUCAACUGAAGUUGGCAAAUGGAAUUGAAUAUGGAGAUGCUGUAUUGUUAGGUCGUAGAGAUGCUGAAAAACGACGUGAAAGAAAAGCUGCUAAUACACAGGUAGAAUGCAAUGAGGAUUUUGCAUCCAGCAUUUUUUCACAUGCACAGCGAGUGCAAAAAGAAGCUGCUGUGGUGAGUCUUCCAGAAAGAAUGAGUGACUACAAUCAUAUUGUUUUACAUGCUGAUGGAACUCCAAAUGGAACUUCUCAUAACGUCAUGAGCCGACUGAAGUGUUUUGAGGAAUCUUCCAAUGAAGCUGUGGUGGAACGGACAUGUCAAAUUGCCCUAGACCACCAUUUCACACUCUCUCACAUUGUACAUCCAGAGAAUGAGGAUCUUAAUACCACAGCCCUGGUUCAACUUGAUCACAUGUGUCAGACGUUAUGGCAGCACACUGCUGUGCAUGGUCUGUUCAUGGUUCUCCUUGGUGGAAAGGGCAAUGCAAAUGGUGCUUGUUUUGCAUCUGUUAAGAAGAAGGGGCUUUCUCCUGGGUCAAAACUCUGAGGAAGUGAAUGUAGUGUGUUGCAUUAAACAAUCCUAAAUUCUCUAAGUGUGUAUAAAUGAGAAGUGAAAAUAUCUAACUUCUAAUUGUCGCCCAUGUAUAAUCUUUAAACCAAUUUUGAUGAGAUUUGUGGACGACAAACGAACUUGAUUUUAUGAUUUAUACAUAUUUACAUUCAUUGAAAUACUUCUUUGACAUUAAUUGGAGUUAUGUGUCAUGUUCUUUUGGAAAAAAUGUGCCAAAGAAUGUGACAUAAAGAAAUAUACUAAUUUGAGAUAUUUUCUGCAGGGAUUAUUUGUAGUCUUUCGUUUCCUUGUUAUUUUUUGUUCAAUGGAAUUUAUCUUGUAAGAGUCAUAGAUAUUUGUUGAAAAUGAAAAUUCAGAGGAAAUCUAUUUUAUCAUGUUCAUAUAUGUCAUUUUUUCUCCCUGCACAUAUUAAUGAUUAUGCGUUUUGUUAAGCGUUAGUACUUGUUCCUUGAUUUCCAUCAUUGAAGCACUUUGUUUAAAUUAAGAUUAUAAAGAAAGUGUUUUCCUGUUUUUAUGGCUUGCGGUUCUUUGAUUUCGUAGCUAAGGAACUGCCAGCAAGAUGAAAGAUUUUUAAAACUAUUGAUUGCUGGAAUAUUUGGUAUAAGAUCAAAAACAAUUUUGUUGCAUUCAUAUUUUUUGCAUAUUGAUUGAAUGAAAUUUGAGAAUUUCAUAAAGUAGAAGAAAUGUUGAUUCUUUCUAAAUAAUUUCUGUUGCAAUAUCAACACUACUAUAUCCAGCAGCAUAUGUUCUUUGAAAAUAAGUACUGCUAUAUUUUAUAAAUGGUAUACCUCCUCAAGACAUGCACUGUUAAAAUUAAUUUGUUCAUGAACAGAACACGAAUGUCACAUUGUUCAACACGAAUGUUGAAUCGUAAUGUUUAUAAUGGUGGUAGUCAAGUCUUUAACGAUUAGUAUUGUAAUUGAACAUUGAAAAAUACAGAGUUUUAAAGAUGUCAAAAAUUAUACAUUCAAAUAUGCCAAAUUAAAUAUUUUCAUGAGUUGAUGACUACCUGUAAUAUUAAAGAAUCAUAUUUCCCUUUAAAAAUUACCCUUUAUCCCUCUCAUAAUACUUACCUUGUAAUCUGUGUGUUGAAUUGUUCCUAAACAUACUUCCCGUGUUCGGGAUUCUUGGUAAGAAGUAGGAUGCAACUAUAGUUGCGGGUAGGAGUAAGGAUUUACACACAUGUCAAAUUAUGUUUCUUUGUUAGAGAUUUGGAUGUAAACUGUUGAAAAUAUUAUUUCAAAAUCUUCUAUGAACUCACUGCUCUUUGUGAAAAUCAGUCCUUACUUCCUUGGGAUUGAGUGCCUGCCGUGCUAAAAAUGGGGUAGCUUAAUUUGAAGACAGUUUGAUUCCUUUUCUUACAAUAUAUAACUUUUUAAUUUCAUCAUCAUUUUGUUAAUGAUAAUUUUGAAGAUAUUUGAGCUUUCUGGGAUUUUUUGUUCAUUCUAUAGAUGAAUUAAUUUAUAAUGUGGAACAUGAACUCCAAAACAUUUUAUUUUUAAUGUGAGAAAUUGUUAUAUGAUGUGCGAAAAGAGAGAAUAGUGAAUGCACUAAAGUGAGUUAUGCAUUGUAAUAUUACUUGGUACAUGCAAGUGAAAAAAACUCGUAUUACAGGUUACAUUAUAGGAUGUAAAGAAAUUUAAUAAUUUCACUUCAUCCAAUGUAGUGAAGUUACUAAAUCAAUCCAAUUGAGUUGAAGAAAGGACAAGAAGAAUUAAACAAAUACUUUUUUUUAAUAAGGUUCAUAAAUUUUAAAAGAAAAAUAUUUUAAAGGGUGAGGAAUGGAUGGAUUAGGUGACUUGUCAAAAUGAAAAAAUUGUAAAAUACUUUUUAUUUCUUGCGUGAAGAUUGUGAAAAGAAUCUGAUGAGAAUAGUUUUUGUCAACCUCCCCAUCAAUCACGUUUGUCACAGUUGUAAGUAUCUCCCGACCCAUAAUGGGAGCAUAUAUUUUGAAAGAUUCUUAGUACAGGUAAAUAGGUGUAUGUCCUGCACAUCAGUGUCCUAUUAUAACGGUCGACAAGGUUUUCUUCACAAGGAAUAUGAUAAGUGAAUCUAAUGAUUUUUUUCGUUAUGAAUUCAGAUUUUUAUUAUCAGGCACAGUUUUUUGUGACAGCUACUUUUUAAAAAAUGAUUUUAACAUUCUCUUUUUGACCUGUCGUGAGAACCUUUAUGUAGCGAUUUUAUUCAAACUGUAUUUAAGAAAAUUAUAUGUAAUAUCAUGCUGAAACAUCACCAGACAAUACUGUGCAGGGUCAUUCAUGUUUUGACAUGCUGCGAUUGUAAUGUGUCAGAAUCAAGGUAUCUAUGAACUUGUUAACACAAAUAUCAUUAGGGUAUAUUUCCUUCUUUUGUGUUUAGAAGUAUAUUGUGUAAGCUGUGGUUUAGUGUAUUGUAUUUCCAUCAUGCCAAGAACGUGUGUAAAUAAUGCAGAUAAUUUCUGCUUCAUUUGUAAAAACGUGACUUGAGAGACUAUAUUAAAGACAUAGUAAGUUGACUUGAGAGCGAAAUAUUAAAGUAAUCUCAUAUCCCUGACCAGAAAAAUGUG
Molecule: messenger RNA, 5141 nt
Organism: Gryllus bimaculatus (two-spotted cricket)
Lineage: Eukaryota; Metazoa; Arthropoda; Insecta; Orthoptera; Gryllidae
Source: the annotation of a GenBank genome assembly